Molecule: messenger RNA, 1773 nt
Organism: Physella acuta
Lineage: Eukaryota; Metazoa; Mollusca; Gastropoda; Physidae
Product: kelch-like protein 8
Molecular function (GO): protein binding
Source: RefSeq, a predicted model, not a curated record
AUGAACUCACCUGAAAUCUGCACAGAGGUCGUGAAAUGUCUCGGGAUUGUGUGGACAGACAAAAAGUUUCUCGACUUUACAAUCAAGAUACACAAUGACACAAUCACAUGUCAUAAGCUCGUUCUUGCUGCCUGCUCUGAAUUUUUCCAAGCGUUGUUUCGAUCAGGAAUGAGGGAGAUCACAGAAAACUGCGUUGAGUUAAAAGAUGUUUCCUAUGAAAUAUUUCAGUUGAUUCUGAAAACACUUUACACAGGUGUCAAUGUUCUAACGUUGGAUAAUUUCAUUCACGUUUGGAGGGCUGUGCACAUGCUGCAGAUUAACUUUAUGAUAAAAAUGUGUGAACGAUUUGCAAAUAACGCUAUUACAAUGGACAACUGGGAAAACAUUUAUGUAACAGCUAAACUUUUUGGCUCAACUUUUGUUCUAGAUAAGCUUCAAAGCUUUAUGUUGAGAAACUUUGAAAAAAUUAGUAUAUCAGCAACAUUUCUACAACUGCCUUUCAUCGAAGUUUGUGAAUUGAUAAAAAGCCAGGAUCUUCGUGUCAGUAGUGAAGAUAUCGUGUUAGAAUCAGUGAUAAGAUGGGUCGACUGCUAUGCUCCAAAUAAUGCUAACACAGAUAUUACUAACACAAACAAAUUAGUCGACAUAGAAAAAGAUGGCAGUGAAUUGGAAAAAAUACCUUCUGAUAACUCGCUUAAUGUUGCAUUAAUCGAGCAUUUAUCUAGAAAAGAUAAAAUGACAGAAUUGCUGAGUCUGGUGAGGACAUGUUUAGUUACUCCUGCGGUUUUAACACGAGUUUAUCAUCUUAAAAUGUGUUCUGAAAAUAAAGACUUUAGAGAUAUAAUUGACAGCGCUUUAGCGUACCAAGCCCAACCUUCAAGAGACGGCCAGUGGCCAUCAGCGGCUGUGCACAGAUUGUGUAGUAGCUUUACACACGUUGGGGUUUAUGCAAGAAAAGAUGGACAGUUUAGAGCAAUACGUGCUAGCGAUGAGACUUGGUUCGAUUUGCCAACUUGUGAUGGUUUAAAAGACAGUAUUCAGCUAGUGACAUUUGACGCAGAUUUAUACGCAAUUGGAAAACCUCUUAAUAUGCCAAACAUGCAAUAUAAAUUGUUUGUCUUCUCUGGGAACGAUUGGAAAGAAAUUUCUAAUCUGCCCUUAAACAAUGUGUUACUUGUUUCUCAUGGGCAGUUUAUUUACAUCUUAGACAAAAAUGAUAAUGUAAUUUAUCAUAUAAACCCAACGAGUUUGGAAUUUAAAAAAUUCACAAACAUUCCAACCCAUUUAGUUGUAACCCACGCAACUAUCUUUGAAAACUCCCUUCUUAUUUUCUCCUCUGAAACCCAAAACAACAUUGAGAACACAGUUGUUCACAAUUAUCAGUUUUCGUCUAACUCAUUUACCAAGCUAACUCACAUAGAUGGGCCAGCGGAACAACUGAUCAGUUUUAAGAACGACAAACACAGCUACAUUUUACAGACGAAUGGCUCAUUGUGGGUUAUUUCCGAUGCAUCGUUAUCAGGACGAAUUGAAGUAAAACUUGUUUCUAAACUAUGGAAUCGCCAAAGAAGACAAUACGGCGCUCUAACAUACGAUGAAAAGUUAAUUAUUUUUGGAAAUAAAUAUCAAACAGAUCCGACAGCUGUUCCAGGACAUCUUAAAGUUAUUUCAUACUGGGGACAUAGUACUGCUAUGUCAAAUUUCGUUCCAGCUACACUUCCAAAGUCAUCUUUACUUAGCUUAGGUAACUGUGAAGCUGUGUCUAUCAAAUAG